AUGGAGGCCGCCACGCAUCCUUCAGAGGGCGUUGACUACAAGCACUCGUCCGAGGCAAUGAAGGGCCUUGGCCAAAGCCUACAUGACAAGCACGACAGCGAGGAGGCCUUGACCUCUGAGCUCAUUUCCGCUGGCUCGGAAAACCUCCAGCGGAAGCUAGGUGGAAAGGAAAUCCAGCUAUUGGCAGUGGGUGGCGCUAUUGGAACGUCCCUGUUCGUUCAGAUGGGCGCAAGUCUGCCAAAGGGUGGCCCUGCAGGCCUCUUUUUGGGCUUUGUGGUUUAUGGAACCGUCAUCUGGUGUGUCAAUCAAUGCUUCGCUGAAAUGGUAACUUAUCUUCCGAUCGCUUCCCCAUUUAUCCGUCUGGGCGGAUUUUGGGUGGACGAUGCAUGGGGCUUUGCGAUGGGCUGGAACUACUUCUUCCUUAUGGCCUUCCAAAUUCCAUAUGAGAUAACUGCAAUUAAUGUCCUUCUUACAUACUGGACCGACAAGGUUCCGGUAGUCGCGGUUGUCAUGGUAUGCUUGGUGAUAUAUGCUGUUCUCAAUGGACUCGCAGUUCGGUACUUUGGACUAGCCGAGUUUUAUUUGGCCAUCUUCAAGGUCUUCCUCAUGCUGGGACUCAUUUGCUACACCUUCGUCACCAUGGUUGGUGGAAAUCCAUGGCGCUGGGCCUAUGGAUUUACCUAUUGGAAAAAUCCAGGUUCGUUUGUCGAGUACCUCGUUCCUGGAGACACAGGACGCUUUCUGGGGUUCCUUUCAUGCGUUAUUCAGGGCUCUUUCACGUCAGUAUCCGCAACAUGUGCCACUUUCCUUACAGUAUGGCUGAUUAUAUCACGCAGUAUGGUCGGUCCCGAGUUCAUCGCCAUGACAGCUGGCGAGUCCGAGAAUCCUCGUAGACUGAUGCAUCGGGCCUUCUCCUCUUUCGUUUGGCGUCUCUUGCUUUUCUUCCUUGGCGGCGCUCUCUGCGUCGGUAUUGUCAUUCCCUAUAACGACGAACUCUUGCACAAAUACAUCGAUGGGACCGAGGGUGGCACUGGAGCUGCCUCUCCCUACGUCAUUUCAAUGGUGAAAUUCGGAAUUAAAGGUCUUCCCUCCUUGGUCAACGCGUUGAUCAUGACGUCCGUUCUUUCUUGCGGGAACAACGUUGUCUACUCGUCUAUUCGUACACUUCAUGGCCUGGCUGCGGAUGGCAAGGCGCCCGCGAUCUUUGCGAAGUGUAACAAAUUCGGUGUUCCGGUCUACUCAGUCAUCGCGGCGUUGGCGUUCUGCCUCCUUUCCUUGCUGCAACUUGGGAAUACAUCUGCCACUAUUCUCAACUGGUUGGUCGGAAUCUGCACUGCAUCUUAUAUGAUCAACUACUUCGCCACGGUCGUGACAUACCUGCAUUUUUACGCUGCGCUCAAGCGCCAGGGCAUCGACAGAAAGACUCUUCCAUAUCGUGGAUACUUCCAGCCCUAUGCAGCGUACUACGCUGCGGUGAUGACACUUGUUGUGGCCUUGAUUCUCGGGUACACUGUGUUUAUUGAUGGCCAUUGGGACGUCACAACGUUCUGCACCUCUUACCUUAUGAUCGGGUUUUUCAUCGUGGCCUGUGUGUUUUGGAAGCUUUUCAAGCGGACACACUAUGUCCGACCGGGAGAGGCUGAUCUUCAGCUUGGAGGGACCAAGGCCCAGAUUGACCUUUACGAGGCGUUGUAUGAGGCGCCGAAGAGAGGCAAGAUUUCGGGUUGGUUCAAUAGCUGGUUCGAGUAG
Penicillium egyptiacum is the source of this 1749-nucleotide messenger RNA. Lineage: Eukaryota; Fungi; Ascomycota; Eurotiomycetes; Eurotiales; Aspergillaceae. The record is from the annotation of a GenBank genome assembly.